Cinclus cinclus is the source of this 1434-nucleotide messenger RNA. RefSeq lists its product as uncharacterized. Bases 1 to 1263 code for a protein of 420 amino acids. The transcript has 6 exons. The record is from RefSeq and is a predicted model, not a curated record. Lineage: Eukaryota; Metazoa; Chordata; Aves; Passeriformes; Cinclidae.
AUGGGGAAGCGACAGAGUUCCCUCGAAUCCCCGGGAGCCUGCGGGCAGACAACGACGAGCAGGCGGCUGUCGCUGGGGGAAGAUAUCUCGUCCAAGACUACGUUUCCCAGCGGCUCCUCCCUGGGCCGCACAUGCUCGAUGCGGCUCCCGGCGGUUCCCGGCUCCUCCCGGCUCCUCCCGGCGCGGCGGGGCAUCCUCUCGGGACCCUGUCUCGGGAGCGCACGGCCGGGCCCCGCCGCCGGCGCGGGCCCCCCGGCUCGGCCCGGCAGCAUGCCCCGCGGGCGAGCCUGGUCGCAUGAGGAGGUCAGCAGCCUGCUGUCGCUGGUGGAGGGCUCGGGGCAGGUCGCGCUGCUCAUGGCCUCCACGUCGCGACCCAACCAGGAGCUCUGGCGGGAGAUCUGCCGCAGUCUGGCGAAGGCCGGCUACGAGCGCAGCGUGGCCCAGUGCCGCUCCAAGUGGAAGGCGCUCAAGCAGGCUUUCCACUUGGAGCGGAAGACGCGCCGCAGGUCAGGACACCACUCGGGCCGGAUGUCACCGCAUUACCGAGCCAUGAAGAGCAUCUGGGAGGCGGCCGGGCGACCCGUUUUUGGCGAGCGGAGGGUGCCAGACUCGAUGAAGCUGCUGUCCAGAAAGCACAGGUCAGCCCUUGCCAGGCGCUCUUCAUCUUCACCAGAGGCAGCAGCUGCUUCUGCAGAGUACGACGGUGGCAAGGAGACCUGCAGCACGCUGUCACUGGCGCUGCAGCGUGAGAAGGACAGGCCAGAAAGUAGCUGUUGCACUGACCUGAAGCACAGAGGAGCUGAGGGAGAGGCAGGUUUUCCUGGUGAGACGUCCCUGGGGAUGGGAAGAGGAAACCAAAUGAUGCCACUAGCUACUGCAGCCACAUGCUCCCACGGGACAGCAGCCAUGAGUGAGCAGCCAGCAGAAGGUGAAGAUGAAUCAGACUCAAGCCUGCAUGCGUCUGGCAUGGCGGGAUUGCUCCAGAAUAUCCAGCAAUUGCUGGUGCAGAUCCUGCAGACAUCACGGCAGCAGCAGGCACUCCUGGAGAGCCUGGCCAGUGACACAGUCUCCCACCUCCACCUCCUCUCCCACAGCCUCGUGCAGAUGGGUGAGACCCUGCACCAACUCCUGCUUCGGCCGCAUACCCAUCCUGUUCCCUUUAGCCAGUACAUUCCCCACAUUCCCCUUUUUGAUUAUGGCUCUGGAGUGCCCUGCUCCCCUGGUACUCCCUACACUUCUCCAGAUCACAAAGAGGAGCCUUAGCUGUCCUGUGAUGCCAGGUGCUUUUCCCUAUGAGUGCCACCAUCGCUGGCUCCAGGAGCAGCAGCCUUGCUACAGAGCCAUGGCACAAAUCUUUAUAUCAGAGGUUCCAGAUAUUUUGAAAGUUUAUACUAGAGAGAAAUUUUGAUAAAAUAAAAAAUAGCUUUUCUACCA